This is a messenger RNA of Sardina pilchardus (European sardine), 1001 nucleotides long. It is a transcript of the gene ripply1, whose product is annotated as ripply transcriptional repressor 1. The coding region runs from base 108 to 587 and encodes 159 amino acids. Lineage: Eukaryota; Metazoa; Chordata; Actinopteri; Clupeiformes; Clupeidae. The record is from RefSeq and is a predicted model, not a curated record. The transcript has 4 exons. Gene Ontology annotation, biological process: negative regulation of transcription by RNA polymerase II; embryonic pattern specification. Gene Ontology annotation, cellular component: nucleus.
GAUAGCGAGCACUCUGCAGGCCAACCGGACUGAAAACAAGAUCCUGCGGGGAAACUGAUCAACUAAAUUGCAAAUACCGUUGAAGAUUAAUACGAGCAUCAUCAAACAUGCAAUCCGCGUGUCUCGUAGCUCAGCAGACGCCCUUCGCCGCCUCACCUCGACUGGUCUCAAACGGGGGCUCACAUUGUUCACUACACGCCAGCAGUAAAUCUGCCCUGUGGAGACCAUGGCUCGUGACUCGCGACAAUGCGCAAACGAGAUGCCAGAGAAGUCAGCUUGCUUGUCCUUACUCCAGACCUCCUGUGUCAGGCGCCACCACAGCCUCCAGCAAACUACAGCCCUUUCAGCACCCUGUCAGGCUUUUCUGGCCCAAAUCGAAGUCAUAUGACUACCUGUACAGCGAUGGAGACGCCUUGCUCAGAAACUUCCCUGUGCAAGCGACGAUCAGCUUCUAUGAGGAAUCGGACAGUGACAGUGACGAGGAAGACGAGGACGAUGAGGAAGAAGAACAGCUGAUGGAGGCAGAGCAGAAAGGCCAGUCUCAGGACUGUGUCCAGUCUCGCCCUUGCUUUAGUACCUUGAAUUAAAUCCACGGACACACUGACGAUGGCCCAGACGGAGGUGGAGAACUCUGGUUUCUCUGCCGUAAGUGAACAGGACUGACCAGACGAGGACAGCCUCUAAAGUGACCAUCAGAAGCAGGGCUUUGGUAGCUGACGGCCAAGCUUACUCCAGCCAGCAUCAGUGCUCUCCCUGCUCCCUGCUCCCUGAGAAACGAAAACGCUCCCACUCUUUGAAACGACGCACGCGUGGUAUUAGAAGUUCCUUUUGGGAACAGAAUCAUUGGCGAACAGAUGGAUCUCACAUUGGGACGGUGCUGUUUGCCAUCCAUCUCAGGACCUAACUCUUGUUACUUUUUUUUAAAUUAUAGUGUACAUAUCCACAUGAAUAUAUUUAUAUUUAUAUUGACUAUUUUUCUACUUUUUCCAUGUUAUGCCAAA